CUGUGUUGGGUGUGUCCGCGUAACUUUGUUCAAGUUCUUACAGCGCAGCGAACUCACACCGUUGUACAUUCCGGUCUGUCGCUCCGGGGAUUUACAUCUCUCCCAAUGGAUCUCUAUAACUUUAGGCUGCCUUUGCUAUUUUUAGCCGCAUUUGGAUGCUGUUGUGAUGGCAGCCCUCUACUGGACGAAGAAACGAACGGAGUUAUUGGUAAAAACGUAACGUUUAAAACCAAAGUUACCUCUGUGGAUUUUUUGACCGUAUCGUGGUCUUUCGACGGGGCUUCAACGACCAAGAUACCGAUCCUCACGAAUAUCCCUUCAACUAACAAAUUAAACAUCGACGAACGAUACAACAAGAGGAUCACCUAUAAUGCAACAACGUGUGCGCUCGAGCUCAGAGAUCUUGUGACGGAGGAUAGUGGGGAAUAUGGUCUCACUAUAGUCACCAGCGAUGGAGGACAACUAACAGGAAAGGUCAAACUCAAUGUGCUGGAGCCCGUAACAGAUGUCCAGAUUUCAUCCUCUCUUCCUGAACCUGUGGAGAUCAACAGCACUGUGGUUCUUACCUGCUCUGCCAAAGGCUCCUUCACUUACAGAUGGUUGAACGGUUCGAUCCCAGUGGUGGCGGACGGCACGCAUAUUAAGCUCAUGGGAAAUGAGCUGACGGUUAGCGAAGUAUGGCGGACAGAUCUGCGUGGACCUAUAUACUGCAUUGCUGAAAAUCCAUUAGAGUCUAAGAAAAGUCCUGCCUUCAAUCUGACUGUCAGCUAUGGUCCUGAAAAUAUUGUGAUGUACCAAACUCCAGUCGCACCUUACCUGAAGGAAGGCUCCAACGUAACGUUCACUUGUUCGGCUAAAUCUGACCCUCCUGCGCAGCUUCAGUGGAUGUUUAACGGGGAGGAGAUCUCCAAGCAGGCCAACCUGACCAUCACCAAUUUAAAGGGAUUAAACAGUGGCAACUACACCUGUGUGGCUUCCAAUGCCAAUACCAAACGCUACAUUGCAUCGAAGGUCUCUACAAUAUCUGUUUUGGAGCCCUUAAGUGGAACAAACAUCUCCAGUCCCUCGGCACCUCUCAUUGCUGGUAUCAGUCCGGUCAACCUCACCUGCACGGUGGCCGCCGGCAAAGCUGACAAGAUGGAAUGGUUUAAAGACGGCAAACCUUUGGCAACCAACACGAAAGUCACUCUCUCAUCAGACAUGAGAACUUUAUCCUUUGUUAAGGUUGAAAAGGAAGAUGCUGGCCUGUACAAGUGCCAAAUGACGAACAAAGUGAACUCGGAUCAGGCCAACUAUACAAUGGUGAUCAACUAUGGUCCAGCGAACGUGAAGGUGGCUGGAAAGAAUGCGGUGAAGUUCGAGGAGCCCAUCGAGAUGUCCUGCUCAGGCCAAUCCGUUCCUCCCAGCACUUACGCGUGGAAGCUCAACGAUUCAACGAUUGCGAACGCCACCAGGGAAAAGUACACUGUCGAAAAGGCCAGUCUGAAGGACGCCGGCACAUAUACCUGUGUGGCCCGCAACCCCCUCACCGGAGUGACCUUUAACACCACACACAAUCUCGCAGUGACAGAGCUCGGUACAGUAGAUAGUGGGCUGUCUGGGGGCGCCAUCGCUGGAAUUGUGAUCGGUGUCCUGGUGGCUGUGAUCAUCAUCGCUUGCUGUUUUUGUUGCAGGAAGAAACCAACAGAUGUUCCAUCGCCAUAUUAAUGCAACAUCUCAUGGCGUGAUGCGACCUGAAUCUUCAAGACCAGCCCUUCAGCAUACUAUCAGUCUUUCAUCUGCAGAAACCCUCCACCCAGGCAACUGGAAAAACUGCUCUUACGACAGCCGCAGGGUUGCCCAGUCGCAAAUCCAAAGAUGCAUGUUCAAAUCACAACCAUUUUGUAAAUAUCCCUCACCUUUGUUCUACCCUUACACGCCAUUACCUUGUGACAACUAACCCCAGUCUGAGCUAAAGGGGGGUAGGCUCAGAAACUGUUUACCUCACUGCAUUAUUCUCAACCUUAUCUGCAUUUUGACCUCCUCGCUUCCUUCCUUCUCCUGGCUGAAGCGGACACCUUCCUUUGUUCUUACUGAAACGUGAUCCAACCUCUUAGUCUUCGAGCCGACCCUAAAACGAUGGAUUGUCCUGGCCUGACAUCACAGAGGUCAGCCGCAAAAGACCUCGAAUCCACUCUGAAAUGCACUGAGGAUUGACGAGGCCGCUUUGUCGCGUGUUUGAGACCUAACGUGCUCAGAAGUCCCCUGGGCAAUGAAGGUGCGCGAGGCCGACAAACUUGAAGCCGAAGACGCCUCCGAGUCAUCCACAGAAGGUCAUUGGAACAUAAUGCGUGCCUUGAAGCUCAAACGAAUGAUUCAAGCUUCUCGACACCUUCGGCAGGUGUACAGUCGCCAUCCUUUUUAAUCCUCUAAAUCACAUUAUUUCAUUCUCGUAUCUCAGAGUAAGCCAUUCGGUAGGAUUCUGAGAGCGCAGCACGUUCCAACAUGCUCAAACUGAGGAGCAUGAAAAGAAACGCAUUUCUGCGGACAUUGACAUACCACAGUUGUGCGACAAAAUUGCUACCCUGUCCUCGGGCGUCUCCGCAAGGAUUCAGUCUGCUGGUAGUGGGAUUCAAAUGGAUUCACAUAUUAAAUCAGGCCUGUUUUCAAAGUCACUUUUUCCCGAGCUGUCACACCAAAUUGUCUGAAAUCUUUAAUGGGACACACUCAGUAUUUUUGGUAAUACUUGUAUUUUGUGUGCCGAUAUGUGAGAAAAUGUUGUUUUCUUUUUUUAAUGUUUAGUUUUUCCACUGUGUAUCUCAUCAGCAUCGUAUGUGAAUACACAAGGCCAUCGAAUUUAAGUUUAUUUACUAGUUACUGUUGCAAAUAAAAUGACAAAUUAAAAUUAGACUGGUUGUUUUGGCAAGUGACUGAAUGAUCCAGCAACUACAGAUGUAUGUCCAGCGCCCACUUACCUGCCUCUCAAUAUAAAAUACUGGCGAAUAUUCUGUGAACAGUCGUGAGCAUUCGUCCCAAAAAAACACACACCUAUUAUAUACAUCUGUUCUUUUUUUUCCUUUAAAGGCACAAGACGUUGAGCUUUAUAACUCCUCGCAAACCUGUAGACAGUUUUAUCUCCGUCAGCGGUCUGUGCCGUUUGCAUGGAGAGACCAGUAAUCAUAUGAGUCUGAGUAAGAAACACUGAAUUAGUGGUUAGUUUGUUCUGGCCACAUUGCUCAGACUGACGUCCUUGGGUUGGUCAAACUGAACCUGAUCAUUUUACAGAGAUUAAAUGGGAACAUCUUAUCAUUGCAUACUUUGUAACAACUUUGUAUUAAAUGUGAAAUAUGCUUAAUGUAUGCUAGAUAGAAUUUACAUAUUGGUUCAUGAAAAAUGCAGAAAUUUUUAUGGGAAAAUAUUUAAGGCAAAAAUAGUCUCGAACCAAACUGACACGCGUGGCAAAGGAUCAUGCAAUGGACACGUGCUUCAAAUUUCCAAUCCAAACAGCAUCCGUCAUUUGUGAAAUGUUCUCAGGUUGUGUACAGGUUGUUUAUAUUCUCACAAUAAACCAUGCAGCCCUGUUAUGUAAUCUCAAUGUUGCUUUCGAUGUAAUUUAUUUUUUGCCUUCAUGUUAUAUGUUAUUGACUCUGUUUUGAAAAGAAUGUUUAAACCACCCCGAUUUUUUGUUUUUCAUUGACUUAUGAGAAAAGUAAGGCCGUCCGCAGACUAGACGAUAACCGCCACGCCAUGUCUUGGGUCAGCUGUCACACAGCUAUCGCACACAGAAAAUUUGUUCUUUUAUUCUUUUUCAUGCCUUGUGUGCAAACCCCUUUAUAUUGAUAUUCUCUAUUGUGAUUGGAUUAUUGUCGUUGUGUUUUUUAUUUUGUGUAAAAGUGAAAAUUAAAUGGAAACAACAUA
Molecule: messenger RNA, 3897 nt
Organism: Triplophysa dalaica
Lineage: Eukaryota; Metazoa; Chordata; Actinopteri; Cypriniformes; Nemacheilidae
Product: carcinoembryonic antigen-related cell adhesion molecule 5
Exons: 9
Coding region: 106-1707 (533 amino acids)
Source: RefSeq, a predicted model, not a curated record